Molecule: messenger RNA, 1585 nt
Organism: Cyprinodon tularosa
Lineage: Eukaryota; Metazoa; Chordata; Actinopteri; Cyprinodontiformes; Cyprinodontidae
Gene: hoxc10a
Product: homeobox C10a
Exons: 2
Coding region: 161-1171 (336 amino acids)
Biological process (GO): regulation of transcription by RNA polymerase II
Cellular component (GO): nucleus
Molecular function (GO): RNA polymerase II cis-regulatory region sequence-specific DNA binding; DNA-binding transcription factor activity, RNA polymerase II-specific
Source: RefSeq, a predicted model, not a curated record
CAUGUCUCCGAGCAUCCAUAAUUGUGUUACAGAUAUUUUUUUGCACCCCCCUCCAAAAGAUGUCAGCAUCCUACUGUCCUUGUUCUCUUGCUGGAACCCCGCAGAUUAGAACGGCGGGAAACACCAAGUGAUCACCCUUCCAGAGUUGUUACAUGCAAAUAUGACACUUCCGAAUAACAUAUCGCCCGGUAACUUCCUGAUGGAUUCUUUAAUGGGAGGAUCAUCUUCCUACAGGGCUGAGGGAUAUUCCAGCAACCCAGGAAUGUACAUCCACUCAGCUGCAGAGUACGGAUACUCGGUGAUGAGGAAUAUUGGAAAGGUUGGAUCAUCUCCACACUCCAAAAGAGACGAGGUUCCUGCAGGCGGCGUCCCGCUCGGCGGCUUCCAGGAUGCGCCCUACCUGUCAGCGCAGCUGGCCACAUGGACCUCAGGCUCCAAAAGCAGCAGAGACGAUCAACCUGUUGCCCACCAGUGUUUACAACCCUGCUCGUUCCCAGCGGGCAGCGUCAAAGAGGAGGCGUUUUGUUGCCUCUAUCAAGAUGACAGCAAUAAGGGGAAGCACACAACAGAGUCGGCCACAUACAUCCGGCUUGGAGACAAUAGCUGCCGUCGCCCUGAGCAGACUGCAGCCUUGUCCAGCGGCUGCUAUUUCCAGGUGUAUGGCGGGGAGAGGCCGCAGCGGGACGAGCAGCAGCUGCAGCAACUGCCCCCCGGCUUGACGCUGACCCACUUGGCGUCAUCUGUUGAAAAAGCAGCAGAAUCGACUGUGAGCUGCAGCAAAACUGCACAGGAGACACCCAAAGAGGCUCCUAAAACAGAUGAGGGUGAGAGCAGGAAGGAAGACAAGGCCAAGAGUGACAGCUGCUCAGAUAACUCAGACGGGGAAUUUAAAGAUGAUUUAUCGGCGGAAAAGACAACGGGAAGCUGGUUAAAAGUCAAAAGUGGAAGGAAGAAGAGGUGUCCCUACACAAAGCACCAGACACUGGAGCUGGAAAAGGAGUUCUUGUUCAACAUGUAUCUGUCUCGGGAGCGCCGCCUGGAGAUCAGCCGCAGUAUCAACCUGACCGACAGACAGGUCAAGAUCUGGUUCCAAAACAGACGUAUGAAGCUCAAGAAGCUAAACAGGGAGAGUCGAGAAAGGGAGCAGAGUGCAGUUUACAACUACUCCUGAAGACACUUUUAGCUCUAAACAUAUUCACUUGCACUCAGACACGACGAGGGACAGUUAUAAGACAUGCAUGCGUAAUUUUGUAAUGCUUUUAUCAGUUUUCUGUAUAUGUGUACACACACAUAUUAAGGGUGCCUUCUGAUGAUCAGAGAAGCUGCAUCUUGCAUAGAAAUCGGAAGAUUGCGGUGGAAUUGUUUUGAUGAAACUGACUAUGAGGCAGCCUCUGUCAGACAGUACAUUUACAGUGACACUGUCACAUUGCCGAGUUGUUCGUAAUGUUUUGUUACUUGUGUGUUGCUGCUUCUUCGUUUCGGUGUCUGUGGCAUUUCCGUGCUGUGUAACGUGCAUGCACAAGGUGACAUUAAGUUCUGUCAUGCUAAACGGUUCCAAAAUAAUAAAAACCGAGGAGAAAAUGGA